Molecule: messenger RNA, 1029 nt
Organism: Musca vetustissima
Lineage: Eukaryota; Metazoa; Arthropoda; Insecta; Diptera; Muscidae
Gene: arg
Product: arginase-1
Exons: 5
Cellular component (GO): cytoplasm; cytosol; nucleus
Molecular function (GO): manganese ion binding; arginase activity
Source: RefSeq, a predicted model, not a curated record
AUGUUUAAAACUAUUAUCCGUCGCUGUUUCUCUUCUUCCUCGGUGGCUGGGAAACACAAAACAAAAUUGGGUAUUUUGGGUGUACCAUUUUCCAAAGGCCAAACCAAAGGUGGUGUGGAAGAGGCUCCAGAUUUUCUACGGCAAAAUGGUUUGUUGGCCAUGCUACAGGAAACUUCAAGAGGAAAUUUAUCGAUUACCGAUUAUGGCAAUUUAAAUUAUGAACUUAUGGAUGAGAUGAAAACUCCGCCACACUAUAAAAAUAUGAAAAAUUAUAAUACCUUUAUGAGCUGUAAUAAAACGUUGAUUGGCAAAAUCCCGGAAAUCCUCAAGGAACAGGAUCAAUUCCUGUGUUUGGGUGGUGAUCAUGCCAUUGGUUUUGGUUCUGUGGCCGGCCAUUUAAUACACAGUCCAAACUUGUCCUUAGUCUGGAUAGAUGCCCACGCCGAUAUAAAUCUGCAUUCGACCAGCAGCUCUGGCAAUAUUCAUGGUAUGCCCGUGUCAUUUUUGCUAGAAGAAUUGAGAGACUUUUGGAAACAUGCCCAUUUGGAUGAUAUAUCACCAAAUUGCUUGCGUGCCGAUCAGUUGGUUUACAUUGGUCUAAGGGACAUUGACCCUUAUGAAGCCUACAUUCUAAAUAAAUUGGGUAUACGAGCAUAUGCCAUGGAUUCCAUUGAUAAAUAUGGCAUCUCGAAAAUUAUGGAAAUGACUCUGGACUCAUUGGAUGUUAAGAAUAAAAUACACAUUAGUUUCGACAUCGAUGCUUUGGAUAGUAGAAUUGCGCCCAGUACAGGGACAGCUGUUUAUGGUGGUCUCUCGUUGCGUGAAGGCAUAUAUAUUGUUGAAACGUUGAGUGAAACAAAACGGGUACAAGGUUUCGAUUUGGUUGAGGUAAAUCCUAGCCUGGGAACACCGACUGAUGUUGCUACCACACUAACGGCUUCAAUGGAAAUUCUAAAAACCGCUUGUGGGGGUUAUCGUCGUUGUGGCACAUAUCAUGAUAUCGAUGAGAAUUUAUUGAAAAACGGAGGA